ACAGGAAGUAUUAAGCCCAAAGACUUCAGUGCCGCCGAAGAUGGCCGCUUCUACUCGCGUCACUCUCAUCUCCACCGCUCGAACCGAACUCGUUUCGACUCAUCGCAGCUUCCAGACCGGAUUCGUAAAUCCAAUAACCGGAUUGAAGUUCCGGACUGGCUCUCUUAAACCCGAACCCGGCUCCAAGCGAGUUGAUUCGGUUAAGCGCAAUGUGAUUAACGAGGAACAUAGCGUGGAGGAGACUAACUACUCCGUCGACGACAAGCAGUUCGUACGGUGGUUCCGGGAGGCUUGGCCCUACCUCUGGGCCCACCGUGGCGGCACUUUCGUUGUUAUUAUUUCCAGCGAAAUCGUUGUCUCCCCCUAUUUGGAUGUCAUUUUAAAGGAUAUUGCGUUUUUGCAUCACUUAGGGAUCAAAUUUGUUCUUGUUCCGGGAACUCAUGUGCAAAUCGACAAGCUUUUGACUGAAAGAGGACAUGAACCAAAGUAUAAUGAUAGAUACAGAAUAACGGACUCUGAAUCGCUAGCUGCUGCAACGGAAGCAGCUGGAGCGAUUCGUCUAAUGAUGGAAGCAAAACUUUCUCCUGGACCCUCCAUAUCUAAUAUUCGACGACAUGGUGAUAGUAGUCGUUUGCAUGAUGUUGGUGUUAGUGUUGCUAGUGGCAACUUCCUUGCAGCCAAGAGAAGAGGAGUUGUUGAAGGUGUUGACUAUGGAGCAACAGGUGAAGUAAAGAAAGUAGAUGUUGCUCGCAUGCGUGAGAGGCUUGAUGGUGGUUGUAUAGUAAUAUUAAGCAACUUGGGUUAUUCUAGCUCUGGAGAAGUGUUAAAUUGCAACACAUAUGAAGUCGCUACAGCUUGUGCAAUAGUUAUUGGAGCGGAUAAGCUUAUUUGCAUCAUAGAUGGCCCGAUCUUGGAUGAGAAUGGAUGCCUUAUUAAUUUCUUGCCUCUACAAGAAGCAGAUAAGUUAAUCCGUCAGCGAUCCCAGCAAAGUGAAAUAGCAGCUAAAUAUGUGAAAGCUUUUGCUGAAGAAGAUCUCGCUUGCGUUGGACAUAAUGAUAUUGCAGCUGUCCACUCUUUGCAUAAUGGGCAGGCUCUUAAUGUUGCUCAUAAUCCAGCCUUUCAGAAUGGUGUUGGUUUUGAUAACGGCAAUGGACUAACUGGAGAGCAGGGCUUUGCUAUUGGAGGUCAGGAGCGGCUAAGUCGACUAAAUGGUUACCUUUCAGAGUUGGCUGCUGCAGCUUUUGUCUGCAGAGGUGGUGUACAAAGAGUUCAUUUGUUAGAUGGCACUAUAGGUGGAGUCUUAUUAUUGGAAUUAUUCAAACGAGAUGGAAUGGGGACAAUGGUGGCCAGUGAUCUGUAUGAAGGGGCUAGGAUGGCUAAGGUAACAGAUCUAGCCGGAAUCAGGCAAAUCAUACAACCUUUAGAAGAGUCUGGCAAUUUGGUUCGCAGGAGUGAUGAAGAGCUACUGAAGGCCAUAGAUUCAUUUGUGGUAAUGGAAAGAGAAGGUCAAAUCAUUGCUUGCGCUGCUCUUUUUCCUUUCUUCAAGGAAAAGUGUGGAGAAGUUGCUUGUAUCGCAGUUUCUUCCGAAUGCCGAGGACAAGGACAGGGAGAUAAAUUGCUUGUAGUGAAUCAAAUUUACGCAGAUUACAUUGAAAAGAAGGCGUCCUCCCUCGGAUUGGAUAUGCUUUUCCUUCUAACAACUCGAACUGCUGAUUGGUUCGUAAGGCGAGGGUUUACGGAAUGUAGCAUCGACAUGAUACCCGAGGAAAGGAGGAAGAGGAUUAAUCUAUCUCGUAAAUCCAAGUACUACAUGAAGAAAUUGGUACCCAAUGGAAGUGGAAUUACUGCCAACAUAGCAUUUAAAUGAGCAUUUUACUACAAAACUCUUGCUGUU
Messenger RNA from Hibiscus syriacus, 1894 nucleotides. RefSeq names its product probable amino-acid acetyltransferase NAGS1, chloroplastic. Gene Ontology annotation, cellular component: cytoplasm. Gene Ontology annotation, molecular function: L-glutamate N-acetyltransferase activity, acting on acetyl-CoA as donor. Lineage: Eukaryota; Viridiplantae; Streptophyta; Magnoliopsida; Malvales; Malvaceae. The record is from RefSeq and is a predicted model, not a curated record. Bases 41 to 1867 code for a protein of 608 amino acids. The transcript has 10 exons. Gene Ontology annotation, biological process: L-arginine biosynthetic process.